AUGAAUCUAGACAGCGGACAACGUCGCACAUACGCCUCCAGGUUGUUCCAUGACAGUGGAAAGUGGACCGUGGACAUGAAAAAUUUUGGCAAUCCCGAAUAUCACAGAUGUCUGGAGUUGGUCAAAGAAAAAUGCACUUUGACAGACCUCUUCUCUCCCCUUCAACUAUUCAACGGGAUCAACUCUUCAAUCCUUGCUAUAUUCAUGCUGACCGAUUCGAUCUGUUUCAUUCUCAAGGGAGCGAUUCUCACACAGAGGGCAUUUGGAAAAAAGAAAAACGAUACUCCGAUUGUUCUCUUGUUUCCAACAAUCUUAUUCUUGUACCAGGGCGGCGCAGCCGCCCCUAAACCCUAG
Molecule: messenger RNA, 354 nt
Organism: Puccinia graminis f. sp. tritici CRL 75-36-700-3
Lineage: Eukaryota; Fungi; Basidiomycota; Pucciniomycetes; Pucciniales; Pucciniaceae
Exons: 5
Coding region: 1-354 (117 amino acids)
Source: RefSeq, a predicted model, not a curated record